AUCACUUUCAGUUUACCGGAAGUUCAAAGAAUUCUCAGCUUCUCAGAAACUGAUAACCGAACAGUAAUUUCAAAAAGAAACUGCUGAUAAGAAAAAAUUCCUCGCUUUCGUGUUAGUUGUAUUCGAAGCGCCGAAGAUGAAGCACAUUCCGAGCUUACUCUUCUGUUGCAUUAUCGGGGGAACAUUUUUCCAAGAAUCUACUGCAUUUUUGGAACCAAUUUGUGGGGUUUACCCCUAUAGAAGUCGAAUAUAUGGCGGCAGUCAGGCAGGAUUGAGUUCAGCCCCGUGGAUGGCAUUUUUACAUGACCAGUCCCAGUUUAUUUGUGGCGGUUCACUUAUUACGAAAGUUUUUGUUCUAACGGCUGCCCACUGCGUUAUUCCCACUCCCGAGAAAUUAUUAGUUCGAUUGGGCGAGAAUGAUUGGACCAGCGAACGAGAUUGCAUGAAUGGGUUUCACUGUGCUCCACCCCAUGAGGAGUACACAGUCAUACGGAUCUAUACCCAUCCGAAGUUCAUAUCGGUGCCAUCGCACGAUAUAGCCUUGCUGAAACUGCAUAAGCAAGUGCAGUACUCACCUGCCAUACGACCAAUAUGCAUAUUAAUGAUCGAGAAUAUGGAUAAUUUUUACUGGUUUGUGGAUUCGGUGAAGACGUUCACCCUGACUGGUUGGGGUGCCACGAGAUAUGAACCAGUUAGCCGUACCCUUCAAACAGUAAAACUACCUCAAAUCGAUCGGGGUGUAUGCCAUGAUCAAUAUGGAUAUUCCGUUGAUCAUACUAAUAUCUGUGCCGGGGAUAUUCAUAAUUUUGCCUGCACUGGAGAUUCUGGUAGUCCACUGGGAAUAAUGGUCUCAUAUGGUCACCGGAGCGUAUAUACUCAGAUUGGAAUUGUUAGCAGUGGAUCGGAACCCUGCAGCGGAGUCGCUGUCUUCACAAACAUCUUGAGUUUCACCCAUUGGAUUAAGAGGACCAUUGCAUAUGACACGAAGUAUAUGGCGCCUAAGAACUCGAAUCCUUUGAUUAAAUUAUAAACUUUGCUGAAAAAGUUAGUAGUACCAGACUUUCUUCCUUAUUAACUGCUUAAUUAAAGUUAAACAAUCAGUUAA
Messenger RNA from Drosophila eugracilis, 1105 nucleotides. Its product is annotated as chymotrypsin-like protease CTRL-1. Gene Ontology annotation, molecular function: serine-type endopeptidase activity. NCBI's taxonomy places the organism in Eukaryota, Metazoa, Arthropoda, Insecta, Diptera, Drosophilidae. Gene Ontology annotation, biological process: proteolysis. The coding region runs from base 137 to 1030 and encodes 297 amino acids. The transcript has 4 exons. The record is from RefSeq and is a predicted model, not a curated record.